Molecule: messenger RNA, 2331 nt
Organism: Arctia plantaginis
Lineage: Eukaryota; Metazoa; Arthropoda; Insecta; Lepidoptera; Erebidae
Source: the annotation of a GenBank genome assembly
AUGACACAGGAGGAGUUUUGCACAAGGCUCGAUCACGAGUUGCACCUGUCUUCCGGAAAUGCUUCCGACGAAGAUGGUGUUAUCAUCAGGAAGGAGAGGGCUAGCGUGAAAGAUAUGAUUCUACGCUUUGAAAAGACUAAUAAUCAUAACUAUAGUGCUUCAAGAGAGUCCUUAUCAAAGUGCAGAGACCUGAACCUAGGAAGUUUGACAAGUGUAGUUAAUCCUAUUCAAUCGCAUUAUCAACAUCUGUAUCCUGUUUCAAAGUCACAAGACAGAAAUUCAAAUGUUUCAGUGAAUUCUAUAUUAUCAAAUGCUUCGGAACACAGUUUUGAAUCUAGUUCUUCAGGUUUUAUUUCGGAUAGAAAGUCGGGAAUAGACUUAUUAGUACCUCAUAGACCCGCUCCACCCCCUCCGUUAGAGUUUCGAGAUAGUUAUUCACCUGAGGACACAUCACCUAUUCCAGAGGAAAAUGUUACACUCAGAGAGAGGCGGUUUUCUUUUGCUACGCCAUCUACAUCACCGGUGGUCACAAGGAGAUUGCGACAACCACCUGUCAUGAGAAAGAAGUCGACAGCGGGAAGCCAAGUUCAUACUGGAGAAAGACAUUGGUCUUAUGGUGUUACGCAAAAAGAUAUAGAAAAGUUACUAAGACUUAAACGAUCGGACCCAUCUGAUACCGAGGAGGACAUUCCGGAGCAACAAUCUUCUACUGAUUCGUCAGAAAACGAAAGUAGUGAAGAUUCGCGUUCAAAUAGUGAUAAUGUUAGUGAUGGGAAGGAGUAUGUCAUCAAUGAAGAUGAUAAUGCAGUGGAAACUUUGUCAACUGAUCAUUCUACAGACACUUUAAUAAACGAAGAAGAUAGUGAUGUUCAGAGUGAUAGAGGAGACAAUGAGUCUGUCUCUUCAGGUGAAUUUGGUGAUCGUACUAAUUAUGACAAUGUUAGUAUUAAAUCAAUAUCAUCAUUCGACAUGGUUCCCUAUCAGAAAUAUGACAGUAUUACUGUGUCUUCGGAUGAGUUUGGCUCUGAGGUGUGCCACGCGCCGGACGCAGAAUUUCUUACUGUGAGUGCAGUGAACGAAUGGUGUAUUUCCAAGUCCACGGAACCGGUAUUGCUACCGAUAGAAUCGAAAAAGGAGAAAUAUCGCAGGCGACUGACAGAACGUGUGAAUGAAUUAAUACACACAGAAAAUGUGUACGUUGAACGUCUAAGGCAUGUGGUUGAAGACUAUAUACCUCAUAUGAGCCGGCCGGACUUGUCAGCAGCGUUCCAAGGACUCAAACCGGAGAUAUUCGGUAAUAUAGAAAGGAUAUUCAGGUUUCAUUCAGAAGAGUUCCUGCCUGCUUUAAGAGACUGUGAAAAUGAUCUCAGGAAAUUGGGACAGUGUUUUAGACAAUUUGAGAAAAGAUUUAAUCUCUACGUAAUGUACUCUAGGAACAAUAAAAGAGCGACAAAAUUAGUAUUUGAACAUAAACCAUUCUUCCAGGAAAUACAAUUAGAAUUAGGUGAUCGAUUAGAUCUCUCAAGUUAUUUACUAGAACCAGUGCAAAGGAUACCAAGGUAUAAGCUAUUUUUGGCUGAUUUAGUAAAAACUUAUACGAGUUAUGAGAACGAGAGAUGUGAGUCUGACUCGAGAAUAUCGAAGCUUAGUGUAGACAGUGACGAGACGGGUGGCAGCAACGGCGAGCCCUCGGAUAACGACGAAACUCCAUUGGAAAGUUUGAAGUUGGCGAAAACUAUGAUUGAAGGGGUGUUGACAGCGGUCGAUGGAAUAAUGGCAUUGGAAAAUAUUACUGACUGUCCGCUAUAUUUGAACCUGCUAAAUCAGGGCCGACUACUGCGACAGAACGAGUUCUACGCGAUGGACACUGCACGCAGACGACGACAACUAAUGAGGUUAUUCCUAUUCGACAAGCUGGUGCUCAUCACUAGUGUGUACCGAAAGCAACCCACCGUGGAGUACUUUAUAUACAAAGACCACAUAGCCGUGGAUGAUCUAGGUAUAACAGCGAAAGAAGAGGACCAUCACAAGUUUACAAUUUGGUACAAGAAAAGAAACCUUAAGUCUUAUAAGUUAGAGACGUCUGACUCAACGAUAAGGGAAACUUGGGUCGAAGACAUCACUUCACUGCUAUGGGAACAGGCCAUGCAGAAAAAAGAACUACUUCUCCAGCAGCGGAACAAAAGGAUAUCUAUGGUAUCAAUGAACAGCGAAGAUUCCAACAAGUCUGAAAGAAAUGACGAUAAAUAUAAUUCACUACGAGGGGUGCCGGGUGAAGUCAGAAGGUUAGUUGAUAAGAAAGUGCGAAGAACAACAUGGUACUGCGAAUGA